AUGUGGAACGAUCUAGGAUAUUGCUUACCGGCAGGUAGCCGAAUGUGUCCGGUUAGCAGAGGAUAUAAGGCCGCUGUUUCGAAGCUCAGCCAACAGUCAGCCGACGUCUUCUCGAAACAUGCUUACCUAUAUUCGUAUGCUCAUCGCUUUCUUCCUUCUCUUGGCCCUGAUGGCUACUCCAGCUAUUGCCUGCCUUGGUGGAUCUUCUGGAGGCUGCUGUGGACAGCCAAACUGCCCCGGACCUUGCGGAAAGUAAACCAACGACGAAAUUAUAUGCCUUCCAGGCGGACAAGUAACCCUAUUUAUUUCAACUAUUUAUCGAUCAUUGUGAAGCUUAUUCCAAUAAAAGUUUCAGUUUCAAUUUUUUUCAUAUUUAUAGAACAAAAGCAAAGACAAGAGCACCUGAGCAUCUCAAAUACAUUCAGCGAUGAGUCAGGCUGA
Molecule: messenger RNA, 441 nt
Organism: Auanema sp. JU1783
Lineage: Eukaryota; Metazoa; Nematoda; Chromadorea; Rhabditida; Rhabditidae
Source: the annotation of a GenBank genome assembly